AUGUUCCGUGUGCUCCGACCACCUGACUAACUGGUACUAUGAGAAUGACGGCAAACUGUACUGUCGGAAGCAUUACCUGGAGAAGUUUGGAGAGUUCUGCCAUGGCUGCUCUCUGCUCAUGACCGGGCCUGCUAUGGUGGCUGAAGAACACAAGUACCACCCUGAAUGCUUUGUUUGUCUGAGCUGCAAGGUGGUGAUUGAGGACAGAGAUACCUAUGCUUUGGUUGAGCGGUCCAAACUCUACUGUGGAAGGUGCUACAAACAGGAGGUCCUCAAGCCCAUGUUGGAAAAACACUCUCAAGACUCGGUCAUUCACUCCCUGCCCCACACAGUGACCCUCAUCUCCAUGCCCUCUGCAGCGAACGGCAAGAGGGGCUUCUCGGUGUCGGUGCUGAGAGAUGUCGCUGGUUCUGCAAACGUUCAAGUGAAAGAGGUCAGAGGCAUGCUGAUUAGCCCAGAAGUACGAAAUGCCAUCCAUGUUGGAGACAGGAUCCUUGAGAUCAACGGUCUUCCUGUUGACACCCUGAUGGAGCAGCAGGUGGAUAACCUCAUCCACUGCACCAGUCACACGCUGCAGCUGCUCAUCGAGCAUGAUCCCGUCAGGCUGAGGCUGGGCUCCCCCAGGAACCAGCUGGGAGUCCCAGCCACCUCCCGCAUGCGGCUGUCCUCCCCGUCUGACGCCAUCCUGGAGAGGACAGAUGUUGCAGAUGAAGGCACGCUGAAGCGCAGAUCAUUACGGCGGAGCAACAGCAUAUGCAAGUCUCCGGGGCCGAAUUCCCCAAAAGAGUCUCCUUUGAUCGGCAAAGACAUCGGGCGCUCCGAAUCCUUAAGGUCUCCCAGCAGCUGCUCCCACCGCAUUUUCCGACCAUGUGACCUCAUCCAUGACGAGGUUUUAGGAAAAGGCUUUUUCGGACAGGCUAUCAAGGUGAUUCAUAAAGCCACAGGGGAAGUGAUGGUGAUGAAAGAGCUGAUCCGGUGUGAUGAGGAGACGCAGAAAACGUUCCUGAAGGAGGUCAAAGUGAUGCGAAGCCUCGACCACCCCCACGUUCUGAAGUUUAUCGGCGUGCUAUACAAAGACAAGAGACUCAAUUUAAUCACGGAGUUCAUUGAGGGAGGCACCCUAAAGGAUGUCAUCAGAGAUAAGGACCCGUUUCCAUGGGAACAGAGGGUCAACUUUGCGAAAGGCAUCGCCUCCGGCAUGGCCUAUCUUCACUCAAUGAGCAUCAUCCACAGAGAUCUCAACUCUCACAAUUGCCUAGUUAAACUGGACAACACCGUAGUGGUUGCAGACUUCGGACUGUCCCGGGUCGUCGUGGAGGAGAAAGCCAAACCUCCUCCUGAAAAACCUUCAAACAAGAAGAGGUUGUUCAGGCGGAUUGACCGAAAGAAGCGCUACACUGUUGUGGGGAACCCGUACUGGAUGGCUCCAGAAAUGCUUAAUGGUAAACGCUACGAUGAAAAAGUGGAUGUUUUCUCCUUUGGAAUUGUUCUUUGUGAGAUCAUUGGAAAAGUCUACGCAGAUCCUGAGUGCCUCCCCAGGACUUUGGACUUUGGCCUAAAUGUUUGCAAGUUUGCAGAGAAGUUCCUCCCUGAGGACUGUCCUCCGGCCUUCUUUCCUCUGGCGGUGGCCUGCUGCGACCUCAUACCCGACAACCGUCCACCUUUCCAGAAGCUCGAGGACUGGUUUGAAGCUCUGUCACUCAACCAGGAGCUGAGAAUCCCACUGCCAGCCGAACUGGAAGAACUGCAUCAGAACCUGAGUCGACUCUACUGGUUUAGAGAUCCGAGCCUGGUUACCGAUGAGCCAUCCACGCCGACACCAUCCUCCCCUGACUGCCCCGCCAUGACAGAUACUUAGUGUCCACGCCCACAAGGUCACCUUCUCCUAACUUCUGCACUAACGUGGACGAGACUGAGAAUCAGAGCCAUGUUAAAACUGGAGAAUCGGACGUUGCUGGACCAGACCUGUGAGGCUCUGUGAAGAGCGCAAAGAAACAUUUCAAAAUUCCAAGUGUUACUAAUUAUCUUUAGCCCCAAUGUACAGCAACACUGGGCUAUUUUAAUGUUUACACUGUAAAUAAAAUCAACUUCAAGAUAGGCGAUUUUCUGAAGCCUCUUGUGACCAUUCAGUUUUUCACGCAGCUUGUUGUUUGCUCAGUGGAAUGCACGAGUCAGUCCUCGCCCAAAUGCACCUAACCCGCAAAGAAAACAAAUAUGGCCGACAAUGAAGACGCAGCGCUGGUCAGGAUGUUUACCGCCUUCAAUCUAUUGCACGGAAUUAAAAAUCUCUUUAGAAAUUUGUGCAAAAGAGUUAGUUUUUUAUAAGAUUUCUGCCUUAUUUUUUAAAGUUUAGUCGUUAAAUUCCCAAACUAGCUGUAUUUGUUUAUCCUGCUGCAGUUUGUGCAACAUUUCCAUGUCGUAUUCAGGUUAGCGUGAGUCAUUCUUGCAGUAGCAGGUCGCAGCUCAAUGUUUGUUUAAAUGUUUUUAAUGCGAUUAACAUUAGGUACCAGACAAAACAGUUCAUUCCACUCUGCCCUUUUCUAAUCACUCUGUUUGUGUCGUUGGAUGUUUUUAAUCCCAAGAUCAUUUUCUUAGAAUCCACACAUUCUCAACUCAGACGGGGAAACUUUUGUGAUGCAAGAAUGCAAAUCACCUUUUUUUAACCAAAUUGCCACAAUACCUUAGUUUUAGACAAUUUAGAAUUUUUUACCAGUUUUUUUUAGCCACAAUUCUUAAAUUUACUGACUUUGUUCAUUUCUGUAGUUCUUCUCAAGAACUCUGCUUCAAACAGAUGCACGGCGGUAAUGAGAUUUUGAUGCUAUUCAGGAAACUGAGCACAGGUGAAACCUGAACCAGCUGUGUCGGCUUAACUUUCUCUGACCCAGAAUAGUUUCAUCACUUUGAGAUUUACCAGUAAAUACCAAGGAUGUGAUUUUUCUUCUGAAGACCACUGAUCUCGUCUUUUGUGGUUUAUGUACUUUACGGGCUAAUGAUUGAAAGAAUAAUGAACUCUUACAGGACGGAAGCUCCUCUGUAAUGUUGGACUCUUGUGAGCGGUCAAACAUAAUCAUUCAAGAGCUGACCUGAAAAGCUUGCUUUGUACAGGGGGACCAGGUUUUUUUCUUUUUGCUAGUUUUGUAAAUGUGUACAUAGAAGUUCCUUUUGUUUUUUAGAUGGGGAGUUUGUACUCUUAUUUUGAUAUUUCUGCAGCAUAUUGCUACAAUAAUGCGAAAAUGACUAGUUGUAACCACUUUUAUUUAUGUUGCUGUAGUGUUACCUGAUUAAAAUUAGUUGAUCUAUUUUUAUUUAUUUUUUUAUUUGAUUUGUUUUCGUGACGGUGAAGCAGUUGCUUGAGACUGGUUUUUUUCUGGGAUUACUGCUGAAUGUUUUUGGAACCCCUUAUUUUUAUUUUAUUUUUUUUACCAAAUUAGAAGAACACUUCAUUUGUUUUAUAAGCAAUCAGUUUACAGAAGGCCUUUGAUGUUUAAGUUUUUGUCCAUAUCACAAAUUUUGAAAAAAAACAAUUAAAGUUUCAUUUGAAAUCA
Messenger RNA from Oryzias melastigma (Indian medaka), 3545 nucleotides. It is a transcript of the gene limk2, whose product is annotated as LIM domain kinase 2. Gene Ontology annotation, cellular component: nucleus; cytoplasm. Gene Ontology annotation, molecular function: protein serine/threonine kinase activity; protein binding; ATP binding. The record is from RefSeq and is a predicted model, not a curated record. Gene Ontology annotation, biological process: actin cytoskeleton organization; protein phosphorylation. Lineage: Eukaryota; Metazoa; Chordata; Actinopteri; Beloniformes; Adrianichthyidae.